Molecule: messenger RNA, 1965 nt
Organism: Ctenocephalides felis (cat flea)
Lineage: Eukaryota; Metazoa; Arthropoda; Insecta; Siphonaptera; Pulicidae
Product: peptidyl-prolyl cis-trans isomerase G-like
Exons: 9
Coding region: 379-1965 (528 amino acids)
Source: RefSeq, a predicted model, not a curated record
GUCUGCCUUCGUUAGGUUUAAUCCUUUGAGUCGAUAAGUCGUAUAGAGUGAAAUAAUAAAUAUCCCGUGUUUUUAUUUGUGUUACUUUUAUAUAUUUGGUUCAGAGACAAUUACGGCGCCUUUCCGUGUGUUCUAAACCGCCAUCAGACAUACGUUCAGAAAAUUGGUCCAGAGACGAUUACGGCGCCUUUCCGUGUGUUCUAAACCGCCAUCAGACAUACGUUCAGAAAAUAGGUCCAGAGACGAUUACGACGCCAUUUCGUGUGUUCUUAGCCGCCAUCAGAUAUACGUUCAAAUAAUAGGUGCAGGAACGAGUUGGCUGCCAUCACUUCUGCUAGGUUAAACUGAACGUUUAUAAGUUUUAUCGAAAGAAGCAAAAUGAGUGGCACUAAAAAGGAUGAUCAUACUAAUAGACCAGUAAGUUCUGACGGAUCCAACGAUGAUGAUCACGCAAGAGAACCAAAACGUUCUCUUCCAAAUUCAUCUGAUUCAAAGUCAUCACAGUCAGAAGAUGAGAAAAUUAAAGCUUCAGAUCACGAGGAAAUGAAUCAAUCUGUAAAUGAAAAGUUAAAAGGGUCCGCUAAGGAGAAAAUGGAGCAAACAAUAGCCGAGAAAGUUGCAGUAGCCCGUCGAAUAUGGGACUAUAUGAGUGACGAGCGAAACAAGGACUUCGCGAAUAAGAUCAAUGUUUUUUUCGAAAAUUUCCAAACUAAAUCAGAGGCUGAUCAGAAGCAGGAAAAUAAAACAACUUCUAAAUGUUUAACUUCAAGCAAAGAGCCAAACACUUCUUCAAAAAAAGAGAAAUUUGUAGUAAGACAUGAUCGCAAGAAGUAUAGGGUGGGAAGAAGCAAAGUUAUCGUAGACGUUACAAUUGCAGGAAAUGUUAAACCGAACCAAGCACCAGAAACUGAGAACUUUGAAUCAGAUUCAAACAACGAUGAAUCUGACUCUACUUCGAGCGACUCUGACUCACAUCCAAGAGCUAGAACAGAUACUAGAAAAUCAGAACGAACUAAAAAACGUAAAAGAUCUGUAUCCUACAACGAGAACAACUUCGAAAUUCCUGAUGAAGAAGAGCGCGAGACAGUUUCUAAAAAUUCAAGCUCCCAUAAAAGAAAAAAAUCUAUCAUCAAAAACACUUGCAGAUUAUCUAGCAGUGUUAGUGUUGAGACAACAGUCAUCGAAUACGAAUAUGACACACCAAAAACUGGUAAUCAGGCACCAGAGGCGUUAGAACAUAGUGUUUCCAGUGCAGUCGAAAGUAAUAAAAAAUGCGAUCGUGAUAUUGCCCCACGUCGGACAACUGAUUUCUCUUAUGCUGACUUUGUGACUAAUGCUCGUAGUAAGCAAUUGAGUUCAAAUAAUAAACCUGGAAAUUGCAUGAAAUCAAAGAAUGAAUUGUUAGCAGCUUCUUCAAAACUAAGAACGAAAUUUUUGUUAGCAACUGAUGGCAUCGACCACUCAACGCCUCGGGGUAGAUCUGAAGAUAAGGAUAAUGAAGAAAGAAUAGAAAAUGACCAAAUGUCAGAUGUUCUGGAUCUAGACAUUAGCGGAUUCCCUUCAGACACUUCACACCAAUCGACCCCAAAGUCAACACAAAAUGACCAGCAAACUACAAUGUUGGCAUUGCAGGAACCACUUGAAUCCAUGCAGGAACCACUUGAAUCCAUGCAGGAACCACUUCAAUCCAUGCAGGAACUCGUACCUGUUACGUCUGCUUCGGAAAUUAAUCCACAGCCUACAAUAGUAGAUACCACCAUUCUUCCUCCACCACUUCUUUUCGGUCCAAUUCUACCCGGAAUGUAUCCAGUACCGCCACACCCGUUUUUGGGUCCCAUGCAUCCCCACCCACCACCUCGGUUUUGGGGCCCAAAUAUUUUUAACCCUAAUUAUAGGGGACCGAGGAGGCACCGGGGACACAGAGGAGCGAGGUUUGGCAAACGCCCGCGAACUGAAGGCCCAUAG